AUGGCCGACAUGAGGGAUACCGACGCGGCCGCUCCAGAACAGGCGUUACUGGAGCAUGAGAAGACCACGCCAGCUGCGGCUUCCAAUCGCACGCUGCUACAGCGCACCCUGUUUACUGGCCAGAUCUUGCUGUUGGUUGUCGUCAUCGCACAAUUCGUGCUGUUCUACAGAAACGAGCUGGGCUUCUCGUCAUGUCAUCUGCCUCAGUCCACCCCACGGUUCAAGACAGAUGUCGCCCUUUCGAAGGGCUUGCCGGAGUACUAUCAGACCUCUCCGGAACUAUGGGCUGGUCCGACUCCUACCGGCCCAGCGGCAUUCUUGGCGGCGACGAAUCCAGCGCCGUUUCCAUCAACCACUUACUUGCCAAAUGCACCACUGGAGACUCAAGUUCCGAUCAAAGGUCGGGUGCGCAAUGGCAACAUCUUCGAAAUGCACGGCCAGCUCUCGCACUACUUCCCGAACCCCGAUGGUUUCGGCGUGGACGAGUACGCGUUGCCGCAUAAUGCGAGCAUCGUGCAGUUGCACAUGCUGCAUCGCCACGGCGCUCGGUAUCCGACUGUAGGGGCCGGCGCUCAGCGACUUGGCGAGAAGCUUCAAGCCUACAAGGCCAGCACACACGGCGAAGUCUCCUUCACCGGCGAACUGUCAUUCCUAAAUGACUGGGAAUACAAGCUGGGCAACGAGAUUCUGGUGCCGAUAGGGAAGCAGGAGUUGUUCGAUUCUGGCACGCUUCAUCAGAUCAUGUACGGCCAUCUGUAUCCAAAUGAUGACACGAAGAUCCUCGUCCGCUCCACCACGCAGGACCGCAUGGUGCAGUCUGCCGAGUAUUUCCUGGCGGGGUUCUUUGGGCUGGACUGGCCGAAGAAUGCCACUCUUCUUCUGAACAGAGAGGACAUGCAUUACGUCCCCUGGAACAACACACUGGCUGGGUAUUACAACUGCCCGAACUCUCGAGCCCCUCCCAAUCGCGGAGGCCUCAAUGCCUCCCGCGAAUGGUACAACCUCUACAUGAACGACGCAGCGAAACGGCUCAAUGCAUCCUCUUCCGGCUUCCCUUGGCUCGCCAGCGAUGCGUACAACGCCCAGUCUCUUUGCGCAUACGAAACCGUUGCUCUUGGCUUCUCCCAAUUCUGUGGCCUGUUCACGUAUGAGGAAUGGGAAGGGUACGAAUACAGUAUCGACAUUAAUUUCGCGGGCGAAAAUGGCUUCCAAUCGCCCACCGGCCGGGCAAUCGGCAUCGGCUACGUGCAAGAAGUCAUCGCCCGCCUGGAACACCAUCUCAUCACCAAGCCAGCGGGAGUAGUCAACACCACCCUCGACGGCAACGAGGAGACAUUCCCCCUCGAUCAAACUCUCUAUCUAGACUUCACCCACGACACCAACAUCAUGUCUAUCCUCACAGCCUUCGGCCUGAAACAAUUCGCCGAAUUCCUACCCGCCACGCACCUCGUCCGCGACAGGCAAUUCAUCGUCUCACACAUGGAACCCUUCGCAGCCCGACUCGACAUCGAAAUCAUCGAAGCCCCCACACCCAUCGCAGGCGCCCGCAAAGCAGGAACAGCCUACGAAAAAGGCAAGCGCACAAAGUACGUCCACUUUAUUCUCAACCAGCGCACGCUGCCGCUCGGCGUAUCGUAUCCGGAGUGCGGCGAGCGAGAUGACGGAUGGUGUGAGCUGGAGACGUUUUUGAAGGUCAUGGGGACGAAGUUGGACGAGGCGCAGUUUGAGUAUGCUUGUUUUGGGGAGUAUGAGGCUGUGCCGUACGGGACGUUGACGGAUGGUGUGCCGCCGGGACGGAAGGGUUGA
Neohortaea acidophila is the source of this 1806-nucleotide messenger RNA. Its product is annotated as histidine phosphatase superfamily. NCBI's taxonomy places the organism in Eukaryota, Fungi, Ascomycota, Dothideomycetes, Mycosphaerellales, Teratosphaeriaceae. The transcript has 2 exons. Bases 1 to 1806 code for a protein of 601 amino acids. Gene Ontology annotation, molecular function: acid phosphatase activity. The record is from RefSeq and is a predicted model, not a curated record.